This is a messenger RNA of Rhincodon typus (whale shark), 1922 nucleotides long. It is a transcript of the gene fam162a, whose product is annotated as family with sequence similarity 162 member A. The transcript has 4 exons. The record is from RefSeq and is a predicted model, not a curated record. NCBI's taxonomy places the organism in Eukaryota, Metazoa, Chordata, Chondrichthyes, Orectolobiformes, Rhincodontidae. Bases 1 to 471 code for a protein of 156 amino acids.
AUGUGGAGUUACGUGGGGGCGGUGGCCGGACGCCUGACCCUGGCGUUCAGGACGGACCGGCAGAGGCUUCAGCGGUUUUGCGGCAAACCCGAGGGCGACAAAUCCCCGCAGGGAGAAGGCUCGGUGACGCCGGCCAGAGCCCAGGCUGAAGGACGUCCAGCUUUCAAAUUGCCAGGAUACAAACCCUCCAGUUUUGAUAAAAAGAUGUUGGUGUGGAGUGGUCGAUUCAAACGAGAAGCGGAUAUACCAGCUGCGGUUUCAUUUGAGAUGAUUGAUGCUGCAAGGAAUAAAAUGAGAGUGAAAGCGAGUUAUAUUAUGGUGGUCGUGACGGUUGUAGCCUGUAUUGGGACAAUCAUCUCUGGGAAGAAGGCUGCAAAUAGACAUGAAUCUUUGACAUCCAUCAACAUGGCAAAAAAAGCCAGAUGGAAAGAGGAGAAGCAGCAGGAAGCAGAGGAUGCCAAAAGACCAUGAUUCAAUGUGGACUGAAACUUUCGAUGAUAACCAGUUUGAUACUUUUUUUUGCUGUAUUAACACAACAUACAUAGUAGGACAACAAAAUACUGUGCCCUCAAGUUAGUGUUUUCUCCUAAUUUAAUUUGGACUAACUAACAAGACUGGUUACAAAGUGAAAAUAAUUGUAGCUACAAACUUAGAAUUACUACCCCAUCUAUUUUCCUUGUAUUUGAAUAAUUAACAUGGAAGAGUCAUGUGUGGUACAGUUAUAGCAUCACAACAGCCAGAUUCUGCACAUGAUCACAGUUCUGAAAAGGAAGUAAUUGCAAUUAGUAAAGUGCUAUGCCCUGUAUUUGCUAGUUAUCUUUUAUGUAUCUUUCCUUGGGUUUUACAACGUAGCUAAAGUUACUAAUUAGUGUGUCUGUUGUUUAUUUCUGCUUUAACAUUUUUCUGGAUCAGAAAAUAAAACUGACAUUUCACCUGUUAAUUAGUAAUCUUAUUCCCUUCAAAUGGUUUAACAUUGUGGAAAUAAUUUGCUACAUUUAGUCUUAGAGCUGUUGUCUGUUCAAGAAACUAUUUUCACUCGCCUGACUCCCUUGACAAGUGCAAGAGACCUAGUGUUAGAGUUGCUGUGCUUUGUUGGAGUGAUUAGCCCUUGGAUCUCAGUGUGAUCUCUUUUUCAUCCUAGUUGAUGGGAAUGCAUAUGCUUAUGGAGUAUGAAACUUGAAAUGAAUUAUUGGGUUGAAAAGGAUUUAUCACAUUGUUGGAACUGGAAUGUUAAAAGGUUAAAGGAAAUUGAUUUACUUGCUGCUCUUUCUUUAAGAAUGUGACUUCAGAAGCUUUUAUGAGUAAAGAGUUGUAUUGCUUUAAUGUUGAAAAUAGACCUGGACAACCCUAAUGGAUCUGCCUAACUAUUGCCAUCACCUUGCAACAGACCUUGGACUGAAGUAGUUUCUUUUUCCAGUUGACACUCAGGCUCUUGUUCAGUACAAGUCACAGCUUGAAGCUAAGAGUAGUGAAGUAGUUAAGAAACCUGAGUUUCAGGACAAUAUUUCUCAGAUGAAUCUGCAACUUUUUCCAAAGAUUUUCCACUAAUCUACAAUGGUCAGCAAUCAGAUCUUAUUGAUAGGAAAUCAGAGGAAUUGAGGUCAAACUGUCAAUCUGCCAUGACCCACAGUGGUAUGCAGUGUUUCCAUUUUAUCUUAAGUGCAUAUGUUAGAGAUUAAGGGAUUACAAUUUAACUUGCAUGGUAGAUUUUGUUGCUAAACUGUUUGCAAUUUGACUAAUUUUGCCUGUAAUAAACAUCUUGGAUAUUUAUGAACAGGCUUGCUCAAAGUCUGGUUUUUGUUAACAGUAAUAACAAACAAUUUGGCCCCUGAAUAAGACAAUUCAUUGAGUCUGGUAGAAAGUGUGCACUGGAAGGCUCCAGUGCUCAAUGUUGAUUUUAAUAAAAAAAAAAUUGCAUUAUA